CGACCGGCGGCAGCGGCACGUCGGGGCGCGGCGGUGGGGUUUGGGGGGGGCUCCUGCCGCCCCCCGGGAUGCACCUCAACGCCACGGCCCCGGCUCUGCCGGGCGGCCCCUUCCUCCACCUCCACCCCAACGCCUCCAACCGCUCCGACCUGCUCCCCAAAGGGCCGGACGAGGAGGACCUGGACGUCAACACCGACAUCUACUCCAAAGUGAUGGUGACCGUCAUCUACCUGGCCCUUUUCCUGGUGGGCACGGUGGGUAACUCCAUCACGGCCUACACCCUGGUGCGCAAGAAGUCGCUGCAGAACCUGCAGAGCACCGUGCACUACCACCUGGCCAGCCUCGCCUUCUCCGACCUCCUCAUCUUCCUCCUCUGCAUGCCCAUCGAGCUCUACAACUUCAUCUGGGUCCAUCACCCCUGGGCUUUCGGGGGGGCCGUUUGCAAGGGCUACUACUUCCUCCGGGACGCCUGCACCUACGCCACGGCGCUCAACAUCGCCAGCCUCAGCGUGGAGCGCUACAUGGCCAUCUGCCACCCCUUCAAAGCCAAGAGCAUCAUGUCCCGCAGCCGCACCAAGAAGUUCAUCAGCUGCAUCUGGAUCGCCUCCUUCCUCCUCGCCAUCCCCAUGAUCUUCACCAUGGGGGAGAUCUACGGCAAGGACCGCGAUCCCGACUCCCUCAUCUGCACCACCAUCGUGGACCCUUCCACCCUGAAGACCGUCAUCCAGGUCAACACUUUCAUCUCCUUCGUGUUCCCCAUGGUGGUCAUUUCCGUGCUCAACACCAUCAUCGCCAACCAGCUCAUGGUCAUGUUCAAACAGGCGGCCCAGGAAAACCAGGUCUGCACCAUCGGUGGGCAGCAGACCAUGCUCAGCAUGUCCAUGGAGCCCAGCCGCGUGCAAGCCUUGAAGCACGGCGUCAGGGUCCUGCGUGCCGUGGUGAUUGCCUUCGUGGUCUGCUGGCUCCCUUAUCACAUCCGGCGUCUCAUGUUCUGCUACGUCCCCUCCAGUCACUGGACAGAUUUCCUUUACAACUUCUACCACUACUUCUACAUGCUGACAAACGUCCUCUUCUACGUCAGUUCAGCAAUCAACCCCAUCCUCUACAACCUGGUGUCCGCCAACUUCCGACAGAUCUUCGUCUCCACACUCACACUCCUGUGCCUGCCAUGGAGGAAGAAGAAGAAGCGACUGGCCUUCACCAGGAAAUCCAACAGCAUCUCCAGCAACCACACAUUUUCCAGCCAGGUCACAAGGGAAACUACAUACUGAAGCCAAAGGAGGAAGGGAAAUGCACUUCAUCGUGGAGUCAAAACUUGAGAGAGGCCUCUGUGACUGUCGUGCAUGGUCUCCGAAUUCACGUAACACAAAUGUGUUUAGCAAAGUCAUUUUUGUUGGAAAAAUAGGCUUUGUGUUGCCAGUAACUUCGGGGUUAUUUUAAAGCAUUGGCCUUGCCUCUUGUGAGUAAUGUCUACACGUUUUGUAACUUCAGUCUGGCAUAAGUCCAGGUGUGGUGUUAACUGGGAAGCCAAAAUGUGUUAAACUUAGGCAAAACCGUGCUGCAUUUCAUCCUUUUCUCAGUGCAGAGAUGCCAUGUUCCCAUCCAAGAGUUUGAGAUCACGUCUCUUGGUGGCACCGAGCAGAGAGUCUGAUGAGGAGAAAGCAGUUUUGAACCAGAGAGGGAUGUUUUUGGAGAAUGGACAUGCUCAUCUAAGGGAUGUUCAAUGGACAAGGAGUGAAAACUCAGGGAGCCAGAUGGGUGUUCCAGAGAUAUGUCUCAAUUACGAUUAAUAUGACCGAGGUGCUCAAGAGAGCCGCUCUGGCUCCUUGAAAUUAAAUAACAACAGAUGAUGCCUUACCUAGAUUGGGGUGGCUGUGGCCUGGGGACAUGGGGGGCAUCUUUUACUGUAGGGCAUGUAAUGCCCAGCACAGUGAAGCCCCUCUCUCGCAGGUAUUGGUACUGCAACACCAAUGAAUUAUAAAGCCUCUAGCAAAGAAUGCAGAAACUCUGUCCAACUGGAGUGCUGAAAAUUAACAGAAAUGGAAAAUUUUACUGUUGCCAUACAGCCAAAUUCUAUUUUUUAUCAAGGAGAGCAGUUAGCUGCCCAGCAUUGAGAUGAGAAAACUCCAGGCUCCUGAGGGCUCCAGGCUGCUGAGAUAAGAGCAACCUGCCCCCAUUCUGUGGGACCUUCAGAUUUCUCCCAUUCUUAUUCCUGUUUUGCUUGUUUCCUCACCAUUUUCACAAGGCUGACAACUUAUAAGGUGGUUGUAGGCAGCAGCACCUCUUAUUCUACCUUUACUUUUAUUUCUUUUUGCUACCAGACCUGUUGGCACACGAAUCUGCACACACAGAUCUUCAGAUAGUGCAAAUAAAGAACACAAGAAGGUCUAAACUGGGGAUCCUUAGCUCUAAACCCGCUUUCUUUUAGCCAGAGGAACAGAGACAAGACCUGAAAAUUCUCUUUGACAUUUCUCAGCUGGCCAGGAUAGGGACUGUCAGCUUUUCUCCCAUAUGGUUCCACCUCCAACAGCCCACUAUGUGAUGCAGCAAAUUGCUCCAGAGCCUUUAGCACCAGAAAUCACAGGCCUCUGGGAGAAGCUUAAGGUCUUUCUCCGCUGUCACAUCACCUGCAGGAAGCUGGAACCAAGCAGUCAUCCUGUGUAACCUCUGCUCUGGUUUUGCUGGUGGUGACUGUGUGUCCCCUUUCACACCACACUUCACCAGGACAGCAGGGCUUGCCUCUUUAUGAUGACAAGAUAAAAGAGUCACUUGGCUCAUUUCAGCUUUCUGGCCUUUGCCCCUACCCUGUCACUCUCCAACUAAUGAGCACCCUUGGUACGUAACAAGUCUCAAUGCUGGAGGUGUGGAUUUGUCCCCAGUGAACCAUCACACAAUGGUGGAGACCAGUUACUGGUCCACUGGGUACCACUGACUUCUGCUAGAGAUGUGGUAUCUCAUGGGUUAGGCCCUAUUGGGUUCAGGGCACAGAGAAAACACUUGUGGGGCAUUUGCUGUGAGUUGUGAGGGAUGGAUACUACUUCCAAGGCAUUUAGAACCUUGCUACAGAGUUAGGUACCAUGGUAGAUUGGGCUACCAUCAGCCAUGACCUCCAACCACACCUGCCAGGGAUGGGAGAUUAUUUUAAUGCCUAGUACAGAACCACCCCAAAAAGAAAGGGCUCAAAAUAGAAAUCAGUGGGGCAUUAGUUUCUACUGAUUCAGCCAAACUACAAGCUCCAUCCUGUCAUGCCUUCUUUUAAUUUCUUGCCCCGCUUGUACCAAACAGAGGGCAGAGAUUAUAUUUGACAAAGCACUUUUGUUGCUCGUGCACAGUUGACUCCUCUUUGGCAAGAAAAACAGGUAAUGACAUACAUGAAACACAUGAAAAAAAAAUCAAAAAGGAGACUGAUCUCAUUGGAAGGAAAUCUGUGAGGAACCAGCAAAUGUUAUUGAUGUGUGUGUUAGAAAUGGCUUGUACAGGUUCGAAGAGGAAGCUCUGGAAGACUUGUAUGUGCUGCCCUGUGGGAAGGUCCAGGCACAAAGAGCAGAGGAAGAGGAGUCUUAAUGUCACACACUUAACAUUGGCCUUCUGGGCAAGAGACUUCCAGUGUUUCUGGAGAGGACCCAGGUUUUUUAACUUCACCUCUGAAUAGAGUCAACAGCUGGGAGGCGGUUUCUGAAACCUCCCACAGAAGCUGUAACCGUGUGUUGCUUUGACUUUCAGUAGGAUUUAAAAUCCUGCCUGUCUUAGUCGCUUUGAAAAUGUUAAACAUUAUUAAUAUAUUUGUUCAACACCAACCUGCUGAAAUGUGCUUGAUUAUCUUAGAAGACACUGUACAAAAAUUGUUGUUUCACGUAAGAUGCUUGGCGUGGAUUUUCAUUUCUGAGACACACUGGCAGCGUACAGAGUAUUUGAUCACAGCUCAGAGAAAAUGGUAGGUUUAUUUGUGGUUUGACAUGAAAACGGGAACAAGCUGGAGUAAAAAUGAACUUAUCAUAAAGUCUUUCCCCAGUGUUUGUUGGGCCACUCGAGUCCUGAAGAGCUGACUAUGUGGGGGGAUUUAUCCAAGUGGUUUGCUGGCUUCUGCAGCUCCGUUCCCGCAGUUUGACACGGGAGCAGACCCGAGCCUAUGGCCUUAACCUGAGAUUGCAGCUCAAAGCUACCUCUCCCACUGGCCAAAUCUGACUACCUUGAGCUGAAAAGUCUAAGUUACAGCUGAUUUCAUCCCCUCUCCGCUCCUCGCUUAGUUCUGUUACAUUCCACCUGGAAAUUUAAUUCCCUUGAGCUCAAGGAAUUGAGGACAACUCACUGCAGGAUCCCAUGGUUCUGUAGAGAGGAAAAAGGUAGAACUGUCCAGUAUAUACCAGAGGAAUGGUUCUUUCCAUAUCUUUUAACAACGGCUGAACUCCUAACCCAACAAGGUUUAGCCUUAAACCCAAUUGAGUGAAAGUGGCUUUUGCCACACAUGCUCCCAUCUUUGUGUUCCUGUCGUGUCUGAACUCUCUGCUGGGGCAGAGAGGUGAGCGUUGGUGUGGCACGAUGUUAAUCUAUGCAAAUUUCCUAUAAGUGUUUUGAACUGUUUGUUUCAACUGAAAAAAAAAUAAAAAUCUGUUGACCCCAGAGAUGGGAAGUGCUGCCGGAAGGGUCCUGAGGCGUUCCCACCUGAAGAGAGUCUGUCUAGUGACCUCUUCAAGUAUUAUUUAGAGGUUUUGUUUCCCUUCACAGUGUUUUCAUUCAGGGCCGUCUGUUUGGCAGUGAGUGAAAUCAAGAUUUACAAAGUCUGUUUGGAAUUUUCCCCCCAGACAGGACUUUUUCACCAGAGGCCCAGCUGGAACCCUCAGCUGAGCUUGCCUUUUUUUCUUUGCAAAGCGUGUGAGACCUCGCUUCAAAAACUAAACGGAGGAGUUGGUGAGGAGGGUGAGCAGGACACGUGCUGUGAGCACAACCAUAGCAGGACUUUUUGCAGUUAGAGCAUCAAGUGUUUAGUGAAAGGCAGCCCCGAGACGUGCUGCUGCUGCUGGCAGCUGGUGUUGGGUUUGAGCCCAUCCUCUGCGUGGCCCCAUCGGUACCUGCCCUCUGGUACCACAGGUACCGGCCCUCAGGGUCUCGAGUCCCUUGAGUCUCAGUCUCAGACCAUCCUGGCUGUGAUGUUCGGGAGCUGUUUUAAACAAAGCUGUAUCUUCUUGAGCUCCAUCCAGUUCUAAACAUUGCAGCUCAACAAAGUUCUUCUGCUCUCGGUCUGGAUUCGUUCGGUAGGAAAACAGAAAUUGCUAACCCGAAAUGUCAUGAUGCUGUGUCCUGGCUUUGUGAUCAAGAGUCCUUCCCCAGCCGUGCCACCUGAUAGUCCUGCACAUAUUGUAUUUAUGGCAGAUAUUUUUUAAAGUGCACCCUUUUUUUUGUUUUUUUUCUGAAAUACAAGAUGUCGAUGUGCUUUAUUUUCUGUGGCCUGUUGCGCAAUGGGAAAAAAAAAAAAAGAAUGUUAAAAGUGUGUCAGCGUCUCCUUUGUAAUAUUUUCUGUGACAAAGGGAAAAAAGAGGGUGUGAAAACCUUUUAUGUAGCCAUGGGAAACACUCUUUCGAUGUAACAUGCUGUUAUUGAUACUGUAUUUACUGACCAAACUGUAAUGAAAUGGUUAUUUCCUGAUAUAGCCUUUGUACUGUAUGGUAUUUUAUUUUAUUUUAUUUUGACAUUUAUUGAUCCUAAGAAAUAAAUAUCUGAAUUUAAGGC
Calidris pugnax (ruff) is the source of this 5727-nucleotide messenger RNA. It is a transcript of the gene NTSR1, whose product is annotated as neurotensin receptor 1 (high affinity). Gene Ontology annotation, cellular component: plasma membrane. The record is from RefSeq and is a predicted model, not a curated record. Gene Ontology annotation, molecular function: G protein-coupled neurotensin receptor activity. The coding region runs from base 69 to 1271 and encodes 400 amino acids. Gene Ontology annotation, biological process: neuropeptide signaling pathway. The transcript is spliced from 4 exons. NCBI's taxonomy places the organism in Eukaryota, Metazoa, Chordata, Aves, Charadriiformes, Scolopacidae.